UCUUAGAGAGACUGCGGCUGCUCCAUCGUAUGCAGAAAUCGCUGUCGGAAGAUUUUGGAAAAGCCAAAAGCUGGCAAGACCUUUGGAAUGAUACGUCUGCGACCGAACAGCCACAAGGUUAUGGAAGAGAGCAGGAGAAUGGCAAGGGCCAUGAGGAGUCAAAGGACUAUUCAGAGCAGAGUGAGGCCAAAGAAGAGUCAGCCAAUGUUCCGACAGCAAAGGUCUAUCAGGAUGCCAGGAUCGAGGAUGCGGAGUCGCACAAGGCUCACGAGAAGAGCAGAAAGAGCAGACCGAAAAAGAAGCGGGAGAAGAAGACCAUCACCAGCGUAUGAAAGGGGUCGAACUUGCCGCCUGGCCAAG
Aureobasidium pullulans EXF-150 is the source of this 360-nucleotide messenger RNA. RefSeq lists its product as uncharacterized. The transcript has a single exon. The coding region runs from base 30 to 332 and encodes 100 amino acids. NCBI's taxonomy places the organism in Eukaryota, Fungi, Ascomycota, Dothideomycetes, Dothideales, Saccotheciaceae. The record is from RefSeq and is a predicted model, not a curated record.